This is a messenger RNA of Xiphias gladius (swordfish), 3140 nucleotides long. RefSeq names its product high affinity choline transporter 1-like. Gene Ontology annotation, cellular component: plasma membrane. Gene Ontology annotation, molecular function: choline:sodium symporter activity. The transcript is spliced from 9 exons. The record is from RefSeq and is a predicted model, not a curated record. Bases 403 to 2058 code for a protein of 551 amino acids. Gene Ontology annotation, biological process: acetylcholine biosynthetic process; choline transport; transmembrane transport. Lineage: Eukaryota; Metazoa; Chordata; Actinopteri; Istiophoriformes; Xiphiidae.
GUGCUGAUUCUAGAGAGUUCCAUCCUCCCUCAUUGAACCUGCUUCACGAGCUGUGAACAUCAACUCUGACUCCUCUCCCUCUUCACUGCAGAGACAAUUGUGAAAAAACUCUUUUAAAAAGUUUUGAAAUAGACUUUUUGGCUUUUUUUCAACUGUCUUGAAUUUAAGAGAUUGAAGAGCACCUGCUGUUUUUUUGUGUGUUGCCCUCCAUCUCUUGGCUGUCUCUGUCACUCCCCAACACUGUGGAUGAGUGUUGAAUGAAUCUUUCUCCCCCUGGACUGAAUUUAUCUCCUGGCAAGUUCUCUGUCCUGUGAGAAUAGCCUCUGUUCCCUCUUCACAUCAUCUGUAAGAACUGACAAGUACUGUUAAACCCUAGGGAAAAACACACAAAAGUAGUUCAGGAUGGCUCUCAAUGUGCCAGGUCUGGUGGUGAUGGCAGUGUUCUACCUGUUGAUCCUGGGCACGGGCAUCUGGGCAUCCAUGCGCUCCAAGAAGGAGGAGAAGAAGUGCACAGGAGAUGGCAUGGAGAUAACACUUCUGGCUGGACGCAACAUCAACUUGCUAGUCGGCAUCUUCACUCUUACUGCAACAUGGGUGGGUGGAGGCUUCAUCCUUGGUAUAGCUGAGGCAACAUACAACCCAACGCUAGGCGCAGUGUGGGCUCUCAUGCCUGUGCCGUAUGUCCUGACCUUCUUCUUAGGUGGCUUUUUCUUUGCCAAGCCUAUGAGAGAGAACAAGUAUGUUACAAUGAUGGACCCCUUCCAACAGAAGUAUGGGAACGUCCUGAGCAGUGCGUUGAUCUUUCCCGCACUGGUGGCCGAUGUCCUGUGGGUGGCACGCACACUUGUCAGCCUGGGUGGAACUAUGAGUGUGAUCCUGGAUCUGUCCUACGUCUACUCCAUCAUCAUCUCCUCAGUGGUGGCCAUUAUCUACACACUGCUGGGGGGGCUCUACUCUGUGGCCUACACAGACGUCAUCCAGCUCAUCCUCAUCUUUGUCAGCCUGUGGGUGUGUGUUCCUUUCCUGUUGACCAACCCUCACUCUGUGGACAUCUCACUGACGGCUUACAACCAGACCUUCCAGGCUCCCUGGGUCGGCACGGUGGAACUUGAUGAGGCCGGCAAGUGGUUCGACGACUUCAUGCUGCUGGCUCUAGGGGGCUUGGCCUACCAGGCUUUCUACCAAAGAAUCCUGUCCGCCUCAUCUUACACCCAGGCUCAAGUGACCUGCUUUGCCUCCUCUGCCUUCUGCCUGGUGCUAGGUAUCCCCUCCGUGCUGGUGGGAGCUGUAGCUGCAUCUACAGACUGGAACUCGACCAGCUAUGGAUUGCCCACCCCAUAUCAGCGUGACCAGGCAGGCUCCAUCCUCCCCAUCGCCCUGCAGUACCUCACACCCCAAUAUAUCUCUGUCAUCGGCAUUGGAGCUGUAGCUGCUGCUGUCAUGUCCUCCAUGGACUCAGCUCUUCUGUCUUCUGCCUCAUUGUUCUCCUCAAAUAUUUACAAGAACAUCAUCAGGAAGCAGGCAUCAGACCGUGAGAUGCAGUGGGUGAUCCGUAUCUCAGUGGUGGUGGUGGGUCUGGCUGGCACUGCCCUCACCUUCCUGGACAGCAGCGUCCUGGUCUUCUGGCUCGUGGGCGUAGACAUGUCCUACACCAUCAUGUUCCCUCAGCUAGUCUGCAUCCUCUUCUUCAAGGUUUCUAACGGGUACGGAGCCACCGUGGGCUACAUGAUGGGAAUCAUCAUGAGGGUCCUGAGCGGUGAGCCCCUCAUUGGCCUGCCACCCGCCAUCCAGUUCCCUGGCUGCCGGCUGGAUGACGAGGGAAAGCUAACCCAGUUCUUCCCCUUCCGCACCGCCAUUAUGAUCAUCUCACUUGUGUCCAUUCUAAUUUUCUCCUGGUUGGCGUCUAUCAUUUUCAACAAGGACCUGCUGUCUGAGAAGUGGGAUGUGUUUAAGAUCAAACGCAAGCAGAAACCGACAGCCAGAGCCACGGACGACAAGAGGACCAACUCUGAUAACGAAGUAGCUGCCACGCAGCUACUGAACACCACCAGCUGCUGAGGAGGCUGCAAAGCAGGAGAGAAGAUGAGCACUGGCUGGAGGCGGACAUGUUCGUUUGUCUGCUAAGCAAGAAUUUACAGAGGGGAAGCAACGGCAAAGACGGGACGUUAAGUACAGAUUCUGUACAGUAUCACAGUGAAUUUGUGGCGAUGACGCAUAGCAGAGUGUGAUCUGAGCUCUCUGGUACCCUACUUCAUCAGUUGUCUCCCUGGCUAGGUUACGUUAGCAAACAAGUCUUAGCCAGCAUAGCAUAUAGCGAAGAUGAUUACAUGCUGUACAUACAGGCCCAGAAUAAAAUACCAGAGACUAUGCUGCAUUAUAUUUAUAUAUCGUCAUACAUCGCUGUAAUAGAAGCUGUCCACACAAAGAACCCAGAUGUAAGUUUAACGGUUGAGCCAUUUAAAUUCAUUUCCAUAAAAAAAAAAAAAAAAAAAAAAAAAAAGAAAAAUAUACAUAAGUUAAAUGUUCAGAAUGAUACAACUCAUGCCUCUUAUUCAUUAGAUACUCUUCAACAAAGAUCGGAAUUGUACAUUUGUACAGAUUUAUAUAAAUAUAUUUUUACAAACACACUAUGACAAAUUGAGACACUGCCCAAAUCCAGAGGGCAUUCUCUCCUCUUCGACAGACCUGACUUCAUUUCCUAAAGACCAUCACGCUGUGGCAACACUUUAUGGUAAAAAGACAUUCAUACAAGAAAUGGGCUUCAUCCCAAAGGAACAAUUAAUCCAGCAUAAUGAUAAAAUAGUUUACAGGCCACAUCAACAAAAUUUGUCUAUCAGAUUUUCCUUUCAUACGAAAGAGUGCAUCAGACUGCGCAAGGAACUUCUCUCUUAGUGUGAACCUCUGCAGAUGAUUUGACAAGCAUGACAGGGCUCUCUUUCACACCAGAAAAAAGAAAUGCUACCCAAAGAACAAAGAAUGGGUGCACACUGCACUAUUCCAUGGAACAUUUGUGAAAGAUGUUUUGUUAUUUAAAUUUAUUUUAAUGUGAUCUGAUUUCUUCCUUCCUCUAGCUGAUCCGCUGCCUUGGGCUGUAGUAUACAGAAACAGUAGUUAUUUUUGGCUUGUUACUUCAAAUUAGA